AAUCCAAGUGAAGCAAAGGAAAAACCCUCCAGAUCUCGUUCAAUUCAAAUAGUACGAUAUCCAGAACUCAACCUCAAAUAUGGCGGACGACGAUUCAAUCAGGGAUGAUGCACCAGAUUCCCCUUCAAAUUCAUUAUCUUUUGAUAGGGCUCGGCACAUACGCUUUUUGGAGAUGAUGUACCAACUGUUGCCAUCCCCAUAUCAAACCCAAGAAAUCAACCGCAUCACACUCGCAUACUUCGUCAUCACUGGCCUCGACAUCCUCGCUGCUCUUGAUCGCACUGACAAAGAAGCAAUGAUUCAUUGGGUUUUGUCAUUGCAAUCUCAUCCAAAGAACGAGGUUGAAUUGAACAAUGGACAAUUUUAUGGUUUCCAUGGUUCUAGAAGCUCUCAAUAUCAUUUGACUGAUGAUGGGGUACAUGAACAGGUAGCAAUCCCCAAUGGAAGUCACCUGGCAAGCACUUACUGUGCCCUAGCCAUAUUAAAGACUGUUGGCUAUGAUUUAUCACUUGUUGACUCUAAAUCUUUGCUAGGAUCAAUGAGAAACCUUCAGCAGGCUGACGGGAGUUUUAUGCCCAUUCAUAUUGGGGCAGAGACGGAUCUCCGGUUUGUAUUUUGUGCAGCGGCAAUUUGUUCCUUGUUGAAGAACUGGAGUGGUAUGGACAGGGAGAAAGCUAAGAAUUACAUAAUAAGUUGCCAGUCAUAUGAUGGUGGUUUUGGGUUGAUACCUGGUUCAGAAUCUCACGAAACUGUCUCUCUUUGGUGGAUUGCAUUGAAAUUGUGCUUUCCAUUGCCCUGUAUCCCUUGCCAAGGCCCCUUUAAAUGUGUCACAGGUGGUGCCACCUACUGUGCUGUUGCAGCUCUCCGACUGAUGGGAUUUAUUGAUAAAGAGAUACUGUCCAAAAAUGCAUCUUCUUGCACCAUAAACGUGCCAUUGCUUAUUCAUUGGAGCUUGCAGAGGCAGGCACAAGAUGGUGGCUUUCAAGGUAGAAUAAACAAGUCAGCUGAUACAUGUUAUGCCUUUUGGAUUGGAGGAGUUCUAAGGAUCUUGGGGGCUGAUAAAUUCAUUGAUGAGGGAGGUUUGCGUGGAUUUCUAUUAACAUGUCAAUCAAAGUAUGGUGGUUUCAGUAAAUUCCCGGGUUUGCUGCCAGAUCUUUACCAUUCUUUUUAUGGAUUUUGUGCAUUUAGUCUGUUGAAGGAACCUGAUAUCAACGAUUUAUGUGUUGAAAUGGGAAUAACAGCUAUUGCGACGAUUGGACUCUGACUCAACAAUUAAUCUUAUCCUUUUUCACUUUAUAGUAUCAUUUGGAUCUGGCCUCAAUGCUACAAUAUUGGAGAGUACUCUUUAAAGAAGCUAACAGUAUUUUGAGGACAAUUGUCUGCUAGAAAUUGCCUUGAGUUAUCCAAAGUAUCUUUCUUCUUUCUUUUUGAUUUGAUUUAUAUUGCUCGACUUGUAAGUAUAAUAUUGCUUAGUUUUGCCCCUUUUCUAUUCAACGAGAAACGAUUCCAUUUUCUCUGGACUGUAAUUUUAAAGAAAAUGAUGUAAUAUUUUUCGGUCCCACCUUUUUUGGAGAAUCAUUUUUCCUUUUGUUACUACGUGGUGAUGAAGU
Molecule: messenger RNA, 1610 nt
Organism: Olea europaea var. sylvestris
Lineage: Eukaryota; Viridiplantae; Streptophyta; Magnoliopsida; Lamiales; Oleaceae
Product: geranylgeranyl transferase type-1 subunit beta
Exons: 12
Coding region: 80-1264 (394 amino acids)
Biological process (GO): protein geranylgeranylation
Cellular component (GO): CAAX-protein geranylgeranyltransferase complex
Molecular function (GO): CAAX-protein geranylgeranyltransferase activity
Source: RefSeq, a predicted model, not a curated record